AUUGUCAAUAAAAACAUCGUGUUACCGUAACUGCUUGUGAAUUUCGUUUUCAACAAAAUUGAGUUGAACUUGUGCAUUUUCGUAUAAUUAGUGCUUUGAAUACAUUUUUAUGUUCUCGUUAAGUGAGGUAGUUUUAAUUGCAUUGCAAUGGUGAAAACCCGUCGCAGUAAUGGAGAGAACGGGGAGGUUGACGAUGGGAAUUAUACUUUAAACGACAUUGGCAGCGUCUCAGAUGAGAAGGCAUCAAAUUGGUCACAGCGAGAACUGCGGAGUAGCCAAUAUAAAGUAACAAGGAAGAUACAACAUUGGCCUACUAAAUAUAGCCGUCGUCGCCGCACGAUCAAAAUGCCACGCAUAAUGUUCCCAGAGAGCGACACCGAACCUGAAAAAUAUUCUAGAAGAUCAAGACAAGUGCGAGUAUUCUUUGCUGAAGACAAUAGUUCUGCUAAUAGGAGUAUGAGGAUUCGUAGUAAGCCAAGAAAAAAUUAUGUAGAAGAUAGUGAAGAUAAACCAAUACAAGAAAAUGUGAGAAGAAGCUGUCGCAAACGUAAACUACUACAUCACAACUUCAAUGAGAGCUGGAUUACCAAUGAGCUUAAGGUCAAGGGAUAUCCUGAUUCAUAUGGCUUCCCUGGUUCAAGUUCGUCUGAUGAAUUCACUUCAGGAGAUGAAGCAAGAAAUACUAAGAAAUUACCCCAUAAUAUUCCGGCCAAUACAGACGAAGACACACAACUGUCUUCACGUCAAAGAAGAACAUCUGCUAGGUUCAAUAAAAAGAUUAAUGAUGCCUCUGAAUCUGAUUCGGAGGACGACAACAACCAAACAGUCAUAGAGAAGAAACCAGCACCUGUAGAGAAGGAAGAGUUGAAUAAAGAUGGUGAAGAAGCACCUCCAGCCAGCGAAAACAACGAGAUUGUGAAGCCAGAACAGAAUCAAGACAGUGAAAGUAAUCAAGCUCCAACUAGAACCACUAGAAGAAAAGGUCGACCUAAGAAAGAAGAUAGUCAACAAGAAACAGAGUCUUCUUCGGAAUCAGGCAGCGAAAUAUCUCUGAGUCGACAACCUCGUCGCUCCAAUCGUACCAGGAAAGCUAAACCGGCGUUCGUACAGAUCGCUCAGCGCGAGACCAGGGGCAGAGCUAAAACAUUCACUAUUAGAAAGAAGCCAUACUCUUUAAGGGAGAGGAAACCCAAAAUUCUUCGUAGGAAAACAAUAAGAUCUCAGUCACCGUCUUGUAGCAGUAGCAGUAGCACGUCAAGCAGCGAUACAGAGGAGGACCUUAAUGUUUCUAUGAAAAAUAAAACCAAGGGAAGACAAAAGUCAAAGUCUACUGAUGACAAGAAAACCGAUAGGGCAUUAAGGGACAUACAACCCGUUGAAGUUGACGGCAGCGUGAGAUUCUCAUCGGUUGGCGGUCUAGAGGAACACAUUAAAUGCCUCCGCGAGAUGGUUCUCUUUCCUCUCAUGUACCCGGAAUUGUUUCAAAAGUUUGGCACUCGGCCGGCUAAGGGCGUAUUGUUCCACGGCCCGCCUGGCACUGGCAAGACUUUAUUGGCACGGGCUCUGGCCAACGAAUGUACGCUGGUUGGCGGAAGGAAGGUGGCAUUCUUCAUGAGGAAGGGCGCCGAUUGUCUGAAGAAGUGGGUCGGUGAGAGCGAAAGGCAUCUCAAGCUGCUGUUUCAACAGGCGAAUAAGAUGAAGCCGUCCAUAAUAUUCUUCGACGAGAUAGACGCCUUGGCGCCGGUGCGAAGCGUAAGACAGGAACAAGUCCAUACAAGUGUAGUGGGCACUCUGCUGGCUGAGAUGGACGGACUGUGUGACCGCGGAGAGGUCGUGAUAAUAGGCGCCACUAAUCGUCUGGACGCGGUAGACCCGGCGUUGAGGCGCGCGGGCAGAUUCGAUCGCGAGCUGUACUUCCCACCGCCCGCUACCGCCGCCCGACGCGAUAUACUGCACAUCUACACGCAGCAUUGGACGCCGAAGAUACCCCACCAAGAGUUGGACCAUAUAGCCCAACUGACCAGCGGAUAUGGAGGAUCGGAUUUAAAAGCACUCUGCUCGGAAGCGGUAUUGAAGGCGCUAAGAAGAGUGUAUCCACAAGUGUACGAUAGCGAAUAUGCACUGCUCAUAGACGCAAAAAAUGUGGAAGUAACCAAACGUGAUAUCCUAGACGCGAUGGAUUCUUUAGUAGCGGCCGGAGCUCGAAGCAGUCCAUUGGCCGCUCGUCGGCUACCUUCACACUGUGGACCGUUAUUGUCUGCGCAACUUCAAGCUGCUUCAUUACUGCUACGGCAUCACCGCCUAACGCAACGUUCGUUAACGCCCAGCGCGUUGCUUAUCACCGGCGAAUGCGCGGAGACAUACAUCGCUCCCGCAAUAUUGGCGGACAUGGAACAUUGUUCCGUCAAAGAGCUCAGUAUGUCGACUCUGCACUCCGCUGUGGCAUUUAGUCCGGAGCAAGCCAUUAUAUCGCUAUUCUCUGAGUGUAGACGCGCAGAUCGCGGUUGCGUAUUGUUCAUUCGGGACAUACUCUCCGUUUGGAAUUCCCUCACUGCGCCCGGUACUGCGCUUCUAUUGCAACUAUGGCGGACUCAAUCAGCUGGCGAUAACACUCUACUGCUUGCCACUACGGAAGCGGCGCAUUCUGACUUACCACCAGAACUACAAGAAAUGUUCCCGCUGUACAAAGAGUGCGUUUAUAAAAUGCGCGAGCCGAACGCCGCCGAAGUGAUCAGUUUCCUCAAACCAUUGGUGGCGGAAGCUUUAUUGGAACCGCCGCCCAUCGAGAACCCAGAACCACCGCCACCACUGCCUAGAGCACCCCCGCCCCCACCGCCGCGUGAAACAGAAGAAGAAAUAGCUCGUCGCAAACGCAAGGAAGACUACAAGUUGCGCGAACUGCGUAUAUUCCUACGGGAUAUUUGUCGAAAGCUUGCCUCCAACCGGCGCUUCUACAAGUUCACCAAGCCCGUCGAUUUGGAAGAGGUAACCGAUUACCUAGACAUCAUAAAGGAACCCAUGGAUCUGGAGACGAUGAUGACCAAGGUCGAUAUGCACAAAUAUAACUGCGCGAAGGAGUUUCUAGACGACAUAGAUCUCAUAUGCGCUAACGCAUUAGAGUACAAUCCGGACAGGACAUCAUCGGACAAACAAAUUCGUCACGAGGCGUGUUCACUCCGAGAUCAUGCGCACGCGCUCAUAGACGUAGAAAUGGACAGCGACUUCGAAGUCGAAUGCCAGGAGAUCGCCAGAAAGCGACGGGAAGAAGGCGACAUGGCCGACAACGACUUGCCAGACUUUAUAUACACUGCUUCUAAUCUACAUUCGACCGGUAACGAGAGUAAGUUGCGGACCCCGCAGAACGGAGACAAGAGCGAUCCUCAGUCGGCGAAGCGUAAACGCAGGCGGAUGAACGCGUGGUCCAAGGGAUUGGUCGCCAAGAGGCAGAAGACUACGCAGAAGACAUUCAAAGACUCCGGCAUGGCGAUAACGGACGAAGAGUCCAAAGAAAACAAGCCUAUAACGUCUACCCCUUUACCAAACGGUGAAGUGACGUCAUCGUCCGAAUCUGACGACAACGCGCCAUUAAGAAGGCCUCAAGAUGACUCCAUAUUUAAUCUUAGCGCGCACACGGGAACAAACAACCAUGUGAUAGACAGUCCAACUAAAUCGUCAGACAAAACGACGGCAAAGACUUCACCAAAGAAAAGGAAUUCAGGGCACGAUUUAAGCACGGAUACAGAGAGAGUACUGAUAAACAAGACUGAGUUAGAUAACGUUGUAUAUAAGAAUGCAAAGGCCCUCCGUUGUAUAGGGCUCAACGCUUUACUGGACCUCCAUACCCAGGCCAGUGAACUCAUCGCGUCAUAUUCUACGAAACACGAUCGCACUAAAUUACCACAAGAACUACACGCGAUUGUCACUAGGUAUCUGCAAAUGGCGAAAUGAAAUAACAAAACUCAUUUCGUUUAUCGAAAAGAUUGAAUUGUCAAUAUUUAGCAUGAGCUAUUGUAUUAUUUUGGAACGGUAAAAGUGUAAGGAGGUUUUUUAUUGGAAACGACAGAUGUACUGUUUGAAUUUUGAGUGGGAAAAUAGCUGUAAGGAGGUUAUUACCAAGUUGUUUGUUUGUAUAGUGAAAUUAGUAAAAGAGGUUGCAUUAGGGAGGGAGGUAAUGGACCUGUUUGGAUUUACGAAGCUUGUUAACUAGAAUGGAUUUCUUGGGUAUAUGGAAUGUUAAAGUCUAGGGAAACGUUGUAUUCAAUGAGACAAGCUGUUAGAACAGCAAAUAGCUAAAAAUUUUCAAAAUGUUCAGUGUGAAGUGACUUUGAAGAUGCGAGAAAUGCUAUGAAGAGUUUGGCAUAAGAAUAUUAUAACGAAUGAGGUUCCUUUCGAGACUUCGAGAGAGAUAUUUGGAAUUAGACAAUCUGAGUUGUAUUCUUAUGGUGGUUGUUGUAUAUGUAAACAAUCCUGAUAAUUUAAAAUUAUUUAUCACAAUACCUACUUAAGUAAAGGAUGUCGAAUUUUUCAUAGACGAGGACAUAUAUUUUUGGUAGGUAGCGAACGAAAAAGUUUAAAAUAGUGGAAUACCUGUCCUUUGAAAUUAUAAGGUAGGGAUUAAGGUUUGUGUCGUUGUUGUUCGAUUUUAAGGAUUUUGGCGUUGGGCAUUCCAUAUCUACGAAGUUGUAAUCGAAACACUGCCUUCACGGCUAUAAAUUAUUUGUAAAUUAUUAUUCGCGUAUUGUAAGGGAAUGUUGAAUGUUACCAUUCCUAAAAAGCCAAAUUGUACGUGAAAUUUCUUGUUACAUUUACAUUAGCGUGAAAUGAAAGAGGUGUAUAUUUCUAUGAAGUAUCUUUUUAAUUUUUGUUUUAGAUGCUUGAGGAAAUUGUAUUUUAGGGUUUGUUGAACAAAGUCAACGAUUUAAUGCUUUCUAAUCUCAGCUGGGUUUUCUAUAAAAUAUGAUAAUAAAAAUAGAUUUCAAAUGGAGUUUAUAUAAAGCGCUAGAAAAGAAUUAGCUAUAAUAAAUAAAUAGUAAUGAAUUAUUUAUUUUUUCACAUAAUUAGAAAAAAAACAUUUACCAUGAUUAAAUAUUGUAUUUAAUUACUUAAUGUGAACACUGGUGCUUGCAAUAGGAUAACCCUGUUCUACAAGACACCAGGCCUCCACUCCCAAAACUACAUGAACAGAGCAAGCCAACUUUGUACCAUUUAUGUGAUCAAUAUAUUUAUUGAUAUGAGAAGUGCUUAAGAAACAAAAAAUAGCACAAUAUUCAAAAUAAUAUAAAAAAAUAGCGAUAGUAUUAUACAUUAAAAUAAUCGAAAUUGGUUUUUCUUGAUGCUGGUACUUACUUGGCUAUUCGUAUUUGCUAUUUGUAAACUUGACAACAGUCUGUCCUUAUGAUGCUUUAUAAGGAAUGAAAAGGACAGACUGAUGUCAUGUUUACAAAUAACUAAGUGAAUUGAAAACAUAACACUAUUUAUGUGUCCACUUGGUGGAAGAGUUGUUCGAAUAUUUCGUCUACAGUCAAGCCUUUAGUUAGUAUUUCAGCAAACCAUAUUCUCGACUCUAUUGUUAAUGUAACAAGCUCGUCCGUUGUCUAGGUUAGUUCUCCGGUUGUUAGGUCCUGGUCUGUGAUAUGUAGAAGUGUCGACUGUAUAUAAAAACUUGAUAUAUUUAUUAUUUCACUUUCGCUAGACGAGUAUCUGUCAUUGUAAUAUCCGUAACACAACCAUAUUAUUUUUACUGAAGUCUGCUGUCAUACGUCUGAUAUAUUUUUUUCGGCUUUCAGGAAAUUGAACAAUGACAUUAAUUUUUACAUAUUACAUGAUUCUUAUUUCCUUACACAUCCAUAAAACGAUAUUAUUAAAUAUUGGUUUUAUAUUUAAUACUAUUGAGUUAUUGGCUAUCACAGGAGUUCGAUGGCGCAAGUGGUUAGCGCUUUUGGCGGUGAUCGUUGAAGUUAAGCAACUUUUGCAGUGGUGGGUCAUUGGAUGGGUGUCCAAAAAUUUUCUUCGGCAGGCACGUUAAGCCUUUGGUACCGGCUGCAUCUGCAGUCGUUAGCACCCAUCAAUGGGUCUGCAUAGUGGGUCAUGGCCCAAUUUCCCUAUUCCAUCGAUAGGGGCUUUUCCUUUGCUCCAGCAGUGGGGACAUUAAUAGGCUGAUGAUGAUGAUUAACUAUCAUCCAGAAUUUGAUGUGGUUUCCCCUAAGUGUGGAGACUAAUACGAAAUAUGAUAAAAUACUACCAUUUUUGGUAAGACGUUUACAUGUAAUUAUGUACUUGCCUUUAGAAGAAAUAAUAUGGUUGAGAUAUUGGCAAUAUUAUACUUAGGUUGCUUCAUUACAAAUAUAGCAUACAACAAAUUCUCAAACUUAUUUAUAUAUACUCUUAUUCAAUAAUUUGGCUUUUUAGGCGUGAAAUGGAUAUUAACGCACUGAUUAUGUUUAAAAGAAUUUAAUUACCAAAUAAGAUGAAUUAACCAUCGUGUUUUUUAUAGAGUAAGGUUGUACUAACAAUAAUUUUAAUCAAAUAAUAUUUCUAGGUAGAAAAAUAAAAUUGUUGUGUGUUUGUAACGUGAACAUUCAAAUUUCACUGCCAUUUUGCUAUCAUUUUUUUUGUCUGUGAUUGGUUAGACAUCGUAAAGUAUUGUUUUAUUAUAUGGACAUAACUGUAUCGUUGAGUCGUUUCUUUAGACACAAGUACAGAGGAUCAUAUUUACCUCAAAAAAAAAAAGUAAUGUUACAAACUAGGACUGUACAGGGAUACUAUAAAGGCAGAAACAGAUUUUUGAAACGCGACGCCUCGCGACGCGUGUUGCGUUAAAUCAAAUAUACUGAUUUCUAUGAUGCCUGUAUGUCGUGAAAUCGCGUGUUGGUAAUGUGCACCGGGGCACAUCGGAUGUCGACACGUCGGGUCGCGUCGCAUUUCAAUAAUAAGUGUGCUACAGUGUCGGUACCCGAUGUACCACAAAUUUUAUUUCCGCCUUAACUAAAUGUCUUAGUCACGGUUCCUACGUAAAAAUGCAGAUGUGACAUUUGGUCGAUUUUUACUUUUUUAUUUAACUGGCUUCCCAUAACACAGCCCUAUUGGCUAAUGAAACGAAAAAAUAAAAUAAUAGGUGCUUUAAUUUUUAAGAUAUCGAAAAUGAAAAACAACAUAACUGCAGUGUUAACAGCCGUAAAAUUUCUGUAGUGACACUAAGUUAUUUAUACGACAGAAAACCACUGCGUGGGCCGCCUUGCGAUAAACACAUGUAGCAGUUACGCGCAUAAGUAUGUGGUAGUUACGAUGGGUAACUCAAUUUUGUUAAAAUAUUAUUCGGUUCGCAGUUACUUAUUGUACGUGGGUACUUAAAUAUUAUUCAAAAAGUAACUGGUAUUUACUACAUUUACUGGUAUCUCUAAAAAUAUUAAUUGAUAAAUGUCAUGUGAACAUUUAGUAAAUACUCAAUAAAUUUGCGUCUAUUGUAUAUUAAAUUAUAAUAAUAAGGUAUUUACCGAAUUUGAACAAUAUUGCAUAUAUGUUUUCGAAGUUAUAAAAGAAAAACUGCAUAAAAAACUUUCAAACCACUCUUCUUGAAAAUAUGCGAUUUAAGGGAGUUAUACGUAGGAGCCGUCGUUAUGCGUAGUUUUGCUUAAACAAAUCGACACGAUGCUACUGUAGCGUAGAUUAGUUGUUAGUACCAGAAAUUGUGAUCAAAUUAAUUUAAAAACUAAUCUUAAAUGGCGAAUGGGUGACUUUCGCUUACAAAUAUCUCACUAAACUUUGCUAUUGUAGCAUAUGUUAGUUCAUGUCACAAACUUUUCUUCAUCAAGGUCAAGAAGAAUAUUUCAGGAAAAGAUAACACCAAUAAGUAAUAAUAAUUAAUGUUUGUAGGUUCAUUAUUUAUACUUAUUUAUUACCUACUAUUUAAGAGUGGAUCCCUGGUACACACCCCGGCAAACUAUAGACAAAAAAGUGCGCAGUAGUAAUUUUACAUACAAAAAAGUCUACUGCGCAAGUUUAUUUGUUUGUGGUUUUGCUCAGAAGUUUGCCGCUAUCUAUACACAUACUAUGCACUCAUAAGGGGUCCGUGUACCCACUUUAAUAAGCCUUUACGAUGUCUAACCAAAGCCGUUUAUUGCAUGAUUGAAUUGUUCAGAUUUUUGCUAUAGUACCUACGUAAAUUGUUGUUAUGUCACGUGUUUGAUCAAAACCAAUUUAUGAUUAUCUUAAUUAAGGAGACACGUAAGUUUCACAUGAAUUCUUGUUUUUUUUAAUAAGUUUUUGUUUUUUUUUUCUUUUUUAAUUAAAAUACAGCAUCGCGGGAAAGCUCGAUGGCGUAGGUGAUAAGCUCAUUCAGCCUGCGAUCGUCAAAGUUAAACAACUUUCGCAAUGGUCGAUUAUUGUAUGAGUGAUCAAAUAUUCUCCUCGGUGCGUAGUUAAAUUGGAAUAAUUAAAUCUAAACACGUAGGCUACAUAUCAAUGAUAAGCUUAUCCUUUACCGUGGACAGGUUAUUGGGACUGACCGUUGAAUCUCGUUUACAUUAAUAAAGUUUAAACUUAAAUUUAGUUUCGAUCAAACAUGGUACCUACCUGCAGUUGAUUUGUAAACACGAGUUGAUGAUAAAGAUGUUUUUUUAAUUGCUAUUUGAUGCAUCAUGAAAUGUAAGGCUAAGAACACACGGAGCGGUUUUUUCUGCAGGCCCCCCUGGGGUAGCUCGUCGCGUCUGGUGGCGCAAAUCGCGCCGUGAGUUUUACGUUUUACCUACAAUUUGACAUGUGAGUUGCGGUCCCGCAGCGUCGGCGGGCGCGGCAGAAGCAGGCGUGAGUUCUUAGCUUCAAUCGUCAAUUUUGUUCAAUAAAAAUCUCACAUUUCUCACAAACGAAAUAGCACGCUAAAGUUCAAUCACCGCCUACUAAUUAAAUCAUUGUGAUGUACCAGCAUUGAUUUGUAAAUCACAAUGAAUAAUACUAAGCCAAUUGUAAAAUUACGCUAAUUUAUUUGAUAAAAUUAGUUAUUUUAUGUGUAAUAUAUUUUUAGGGAAAAUGAGAAAAUUGACUUUAUUUGCUAACUAUUUAUAUUGAACCAAUUGAAAAUCAUUGUUUCACCCAUUAUUUUUUGGUAUUGAUUCACUACUUUAUGGAAUGUGCAAGUACCUGCAGGUUUGUAUUUAUUGAUAAACUUAUUAUAUAUCGAGUGUUAAACGAGCGUUGUUAAGUAGAAAGCGACCAGCGGCCAUUUUAGAAAUAAACGAAAAUUUGUUCUACGAACCUAUUUUAAAGAUUGAUUCCUUUUGAUCCCGGAAAUGGCCUAUGGUCGCUUUCUUCUUUCUCAUACUAUAACAUUGGUCCACAGAACAUAAAUUUGUUAGCUUCAAAAAGCCCGCUGGUCGCUUUCUGCUCUACGCAGCUGUCUGUUGAUUAGGAUUAUAGGGGCAAAAUUAUCAUUUUACACCGAAAUAUAAAAGUUUUCGUCAGGCUAUCCUUUUCUACCGCCACGCAGCUUCGUCGUUUAGAGUAAGACAGGUUUCAUUGGUUUAACAAUUGUUGCCAUUAAUUUUAUUAUUGAUUCUGAAUUAUUCUAUUUUUCUCGUUUGACAUUCAUCCGUCAUUUAUGUAUUAGAAAGGAAUAGAUGACGAAAAAAAUUAACGACGCAAAUUGAUGUCACCAAAGUUUAAAUUUAAUUGAAUUAUAAAAACGGAGAACCUAUUUUUUUUUGGAUAUUCAAUGCAUAUAUUAUAUUUUACUUAUUAAGUAUUCCCAAAACGUUGAAUUCUAUGAAAUGGGUAUGUUUGUUCAUUCAGUCACUCAUACCGUUUGUUUUUUUGUAAACCUGACACUAGUCUCUCCUUAUCACUCCCUAUGUAGUAUGAUAAGGACAGCCUGCUGUCAUAUUGCCAAAUAGCAAAUACGAAUGUGGAGCCAUGUAAAGUGCCGGCGUUGGGUCCACUUGCACCAAAUUUGCUUAAUUUCGAUUUAAUUAAAACUAGAUGCAAACACAUACAAAAAUGUAAAACUUCAAUAUCAGUUUGACAUUCUUGUAUGUGUUAAAUCUAGUUUUCGGUGCAUUUGGGCCUCAUACACUAAAUUAAAAAAAGAAAAGUUCCCUUGGGCAUAAGAACUCGAAAUAAUAGGCAAAUUACCUACAAUGAAUAUAUCAUUCUUAUUCAUCGGCUUAGCGUUUGAAUAAGUGAUAUUGCUAUUUUAAUUUCUGAUACGUAAUCUGCAUGCAGAGGGUGCAUUUUCAAGGGACUUAUUUCGUUUUGCGUACAUUUGCGUUUGCGUUCUUUAAGUAUAGCACUAUUAUUCGGGUUACUAAGUUUCUCGUACUUCCUACUAAAUGAGAUUGCGCUCACAUUCAGUAGAAGGCGUUAAGUUUGCGUUUAAAUAUUCCCAAGGGAUAGUAACAUUAUCAUAGUACGCUGCGGAUUCCACUAGAUGGGGUACAUGACAUAAAAUUUCAAGUUCACGCAAACGAGAUCUAGAAAGUUGGAAAUGCACUCUGUUUUUAAUUUUCUGAAAAGAUUUGUGCAUCUAUGUACUUAAGGCAUAUUUUUUUUCAUCAUUUUUACAACCGGAAUUUAUUUUAUGAUGUCUUCAUUAGUGGUAAGGCUAUAAUAUUUUCUAAAUGUGUAAUUAUUAAUUAACAAAUACAAAGCAGUGUGAUAUUGAAUGGAUAAAGCAACAUUUACAAAGUAUAUAAAAUAGUUACCUCGUACCAAUAAGAAAUUCUAUGCCAUGUAACAUAAAAUACAUUAUAUAUUUAAUGAUCCCGUUUCGAACUCUCACAUCACACUUGUUGUACGAAAACUGAAUCUGCUUGCAUUUGCUCAAUUGGAGUGCCCGGCGAAAUUUGUACGCACUCUGUAGCCACCGUCUCUAGUGUAUAGUUUUGUAUUUAUAAAGUUGUAUUUAAAUGGAACAGAAAUAAAAAGGGUACGAUUACAUGUGAUAUC
Chilo suppressalis (striped riceborer) is the source of this 10935-nucleotide messenger RNA. The record is from the annotation of a GenBank genome assembly. NCBI's taxonomy places the organism in Eukaryota, Metazoa, Arthropoda, Insecta, Lepidoptera, Crambidae.